This is a messenger RNA of Harmonia axyridis, 1724 nucleotides long. RefSeq lists its product as uncharacterized. Gene Ontology annotation, biological process: immune response. Gene Ontology annotation, cellular component: membrane. Gene Ontology annotation, molecular function: receptor ligand activity; tumor necrosis factor receptor binding. The transcript is spliced from 7 exons. Lineage: Eukaryota; Metazoa; Arthropoda; Insecta; Coleoptera; Coccinellidae. The record is from RefSeq and is a predicted model, not a curated record. Bases 161 to 1648 code for a protein of 495 amino acids.
CAAACAGAAAGCCCCUUUAGUCAUAAGGACCCGCAGAUAGAUAAACUGAAAUAUAAAUUUAUCACAAUUUCCGUAAACACGAGAGACUGGCUGACGAUAAAGCAUCAGUUUGAAAAUAGACUAAAUACGUAGCUGUACGUUCGUAGCUCAAUUUGCAAAAAUGUGCGGCUCAUACGAAGAUAGCAAUGAGAUCGUUUCGAAAAACAGUAAUGCAUCCACGAGAAGAACAUUCGCGAUUUUGGUGCUUUUUUCUGUGACACUUUCCUCCCUUGGAAUCAGCUGUUUUGCUCUUCUGACUGUGCAAAAAUUAUCGAACGACUUGGACGCCCUGAGACUUGUCCUACGAAAAAGUCGAGCUGAACCCACUAAACGACAUGCCUAUGAUCUUGACAACACACAGCGGGCUGCUCUGGCUGUUGGUCCUAUCUACGAAACUCCAUCAGAUGUGAAAACUGCAACGAUACACGAUUUACAUAGACUAAAAAGAAGUUUGGAUGCAGAGGAAUUCGAAACGAAGCCACAAAAUUUCCAUAUACCUUUUGGAGGAAACUUGGAUUCAAGGUCAGAAAAUUUCAAGAAAAUCUCACCUAUAUCAUUUGAGAACAUUCAACUACCACCGUAUAGCAAAAAAACUACUGAUCCUCCCAAUAACGAGAAUAAGAUAGUUGAAAGUGGCACAGCAAAUUCCGAAGUUGAAUUCACCAGGGAAUUUCAAAGUGAUAAACGAAAAAACUUCGACAUUUCCUUUAAAACUUCCAUCCAGAAGAAUGAAACAGAUAUGCCAGCUGUUGGAAAUGUGAAAUUGAUCUCGAAUAUUGCAGACAUCCAAGGAACUGUGAAUAAUUAUGCUGGAUCUCCAGAAAUUCCAAACCCUCUAAAGAAAGAUGUCGAAUCGUUCCUACCAAUGCCAGUCAAAAAUAAAGUCACAGAGAAGCACAAUAUACAUCGUAUUUUCCCUUUACCUCAAAACCCUGAAAUACCUUCAAUUAUUGGCGAAGAACAGAAUCAUAUGGAUCACCAUAUCGAAAAGAAGGCUGUAAAUUACGAUGAUGAUGUUGAAUCCUUCACCCCUGAAUAUAAUGAUUUUAGACGUAGACAAAGAGGAAGAAGCAAUAAUGGAAAUCAGCUGGAAAUCAUAGAUGAAUUUUCUCCACAGGCAGGAAGGCUGAAGUCCUUGAAAGCUGUCCACAUAAAUGGAGAUACUUCUCAAUAUAUGUUAGGGAUUCAUACUAACUAUAGAGGUAAUGGUCAUCUACGCCAUGCCCAAAAAACAUAUUUGGAUUGGAAAAUGAGUGACUGGGUCGAAACAAUUGGUGCUGAUCGCAGUUUUUAUCUGAAGAAUGGAGUGCUGACAGUUAAAGAGUCUGGACUGUAUUUAGUUUAUGCUCAGAUUUCUUAUUUGGACGAGCACGACUCUAAUGGUUACUUGGUGCAAAGGAAUUCCGAAAAUAUCCUACAAUGUAGAGUAACGGCACCUUCUUCAGAGAGGUUACUGAAGGGCAAUACUUGUUAUACAGCAGGUGUCGUAUACCUGGAUGAGAAUGAUAGGAUUUCAAUCGAUGAUAUAUCUGAUGGAAGAUUUACACUAUUCGUUCCUGGAUACUCAUUCUUUGGAAUGAUCAAAUUAGGAGAUGUUAAGGGAAAAUGAAUUAUGCAAAAUUUCAAUCGUAUUUAUUUUUGUAAUUAGUCUUCUAUAUAAAUAAAUUAAUAAAAUUUUUAUGUAA